AUGCAAAGUGCCAUGUUCCUGGCUGUCCAGCACGACUGCGUACCCAUGGACAAGAGCGCAGGCAACGGCCCCAAGGUCGAGGAGAAGCGGGAGAAAAUGAAGCGGACACUCUUAAAAGAUUGGAAGACCCGUUUGAGCUAUUUCUUGCAAAACUCCUCUACUCCUGGGAAGCCCAAAACUGGCAAGAAAAGCAAACAGCAAACUUUUAUCAAGCCUUCUCCUGAGGAAGCGCUGCUCUGGGCAGAAGCAUUUGAUGAACUGCUGGCCAGCAAAUAUGGGCUUGCUGCAUUCAGAGCGUUUUUAAAGUCCGAGUUCUGUGAAGAAAAUAUUGAAUUCUGGUUGGCUUGCGAAGACUUCAAGAAAACCAAAUCACCACAGAAACUGUCCUCAAAAGCAAGGAAAAUAUACACCGACUUCAUCGAGAAGGAAGCUCCCAAAGAGAUAAACAUAGACUUUCAAACAAAAACUCUGAUUGCCCAAAAUAUCCAAGAGGCUACAAGUGGCUGCUUCACCACAGCGCAGAAGAGGGUGUACAGCCUGAUGGAGAACAACUCUUAUCCUCGUUUCUUGGAAUCAGAAUUUUAUCAGGACUUGUGUAAAAAGCCACAGAUCACCACGGAGCCCCAUGCUACAUGAGACAGGGAGACCCCCACCGAGGACAUUCCAUUCUGUCUCCCGAGAGCAA
Molecule: messenger RNA, 685 nt
Organism: Rattus norvegicus (Norway rat)
Lineage: Eukaryota; Metazoa; Chordata; Mammalia; Rodentia; Muridae
Gene: Rgs2
Product: regulator of G-protein signaling 2
Exons: 5
Coding region: 1-636 (211 amino acids)
Biological process (GO): relaxation of cardiac muscle; spermatogenesis; negative regulation of JNK cascade
Cellular component (GO): cytoplasm; nucleolus; plasma membrane
Molecular function (GO): G-protein alpha-subunit binding; GTPase activator activity; adenylate cyclase inhibitor activity
Source: RefSeq, marked provisional